Messenger RNA from Sphaeramia orbicularis (orbiculate cardinalfish), 4182 nucleotides. It is a transcript of the gene dus1l, whose product is annotated as dihydrouridine synthase 1-like (S. cerevisiae). Lineage: Eukaryota; Metazoa; Chordata; Actinopteri; Kurtiformes; Apogonidae. The transcript has 14 exons. Gene Ontology annotation, molecular function: tRNA dihydrouridine synthase activity. The record is from RefSeq and is a predicted model, not a curated record. Bases 292 to 1770 code for a protein of 492 amino acids.
UCUGUUGUUGCCUGUGGCUAUAUCCGUUCAUAGUUUAGUCAGAGAACAACAAAUGUAGUCCGUUUAGUGCUAAACCCGCUGUUGUAGUGUGGUACAGGUGUAAAUCAUGUGCUACAUGUCAACUGACUGCGGUUAGCUUACAGUAGUUAGCUUACAGUGGCUAAUGGACAGUAAUUAUCUUACAGUUGCUUACUGGCUGUGGCUAGCACAUUGAGUCAGUUGUGAAUGUCUAGAACUUAAAAGGCUCGAAGGUUUGGUGACGUCCUGCUGGGUUUGGUGACAUCUUCCACCAUGUCCAAGCUCCAGGGCUUUGAGUUCUGGAGGCAAACCUUGAAGGAAGCACGCUUUGUGGUGGCGCCCAUGGUGGACCAGAGUGAACUGGCUUGGCGCCUGCUGAGCCGUCGCCAUGGCGCCCAGCUCUGCUACACCCCCAUGUUUCACGCUCAGGUGUUUGUUCGUGAUUCCAACUACAGGAGGGAGAACCUGUAUAAUGAAGUCUGUGAGGAGGACCGACCUCUCAUCACACAGUUUUGUGCCAAUGACCCGGAGGUGUUUGUCCAGGCUGCUCUGUUGGCCCAGGACUACUGUGACGCCAUCGACCUCAACCUGGGCUGUCCUCAGAUGAUCGCCAAGAGAGGGCACUACGGAGUUUUCCUACAAGAUGAGUGGGAGCUGUUAGAAAAAAUGGUCAGAUUAGCCAAUGAGAAGCUGUCUGUGCCGAUCACAUGUAAGAUCCGUGUGUUCAAAGACAUCGAGAAGACAGUUCACUAUGCCCAGAUGCUUGAGAAGGCUGGAUGUCAGCUGCUGACAGUGCACGGCAGAACUAAAGAUCAGAAAGGAGCCAUGACGGGGAUCGCCAGCUGGGAGCACAUAAAGGCCGUCCGGAAGGCUGUUGGAAUUCCGGUGUUUGCCAAUGGAAACAUUCAGCAUCUGAGUGAUGUGGAGCGCUGCAUUCAGGAGACCGGGGUCCAGGGCGUCAUGAGUGCAGAGGGGAACCUUCAUAACCCUGCUCUGUUCGAGGGUCGUAGCCCCCCAGUGUGGGAGAUGGCAGAGGAGUAUCUGGAGGUGGUGAAGCAACACCCCCCCUGCACCCUGUCAUUCGUACGCGCCCACCUCUUCAAGCUCUGGCAUCACACGCUCCAGAUCCACCAGGACCUGAGGGAGGACUUAGCCAAGGUCAAGACUUUAGAGGGUUUGGCUGACGUCAGUAAACAGCUGAGGCUGCGCUGCCAGGAGGAGAUUGCCAGAGGAAAAGGUGUAGAGGAGAAGGGGAGUGGACUGCCCCUCCCCCACUGGAUCUGCCAGCCCUAUGUCAGACCAGCGCCAAAGGAUGCUGUUGCCAAUGGUAACGGUCAGGCCUCAGAGGUGAAGAAGACAGUCUGUCAGAAGAGGGCGCUGGAGGACUCGGACAGAACAGCUGAUACACUCUCUAAAAACAAGCAGAAGAAGAGAUCCCGAAACCCCAACAAGAACUUCUGUCCUGAGCAGAAACCCAAAUACAUCAAAUGUGAUCAGUGUGGGAACCCCAAGGGAAAUAAGUGUGUGUUCAACCUGUGUCGAGGCUGUUGUAAGAAGAAGGCGUACAAGGAGGUGGCGGACUGUCCAAGUCAUGGUCUGAGGUUCAAGACCAAAGCAGAUAAACGCAAAGCAGAGGAGGGGGAGGAGGAGGAAAGGAAGGAGGGUCCGGAAAUGGGACCUGAGAAGAGCAGAGUUUCUCCUCAGUCCCCCCCAGACCCGAGCCCAGGACCACAGGAACAGCUGCUACUAUGAGCCCCUCCCCCACCCCAUUAGACAACUGUAAGCUGACAGGUGGAAUGACAUGAGCAGACUGGUCAGUCCUCGCAUCAGGAAAAGACCCUGAACUGAGGUUUGAUGUUCAGCAUCUGCCUCCUGAAGUGUCUUUGAAAACUCCCAACAGUCUAGAUGUUUGACUACAAACACCAGCGCUGCAGGAACGGGGACAUAGCGUCAUUUAUUUUACCACUGCUGCUGUUUUUUCAGGAUACGAGGUGAUCAGGAUAGUGUGGGCGUGUGUGUGGGGGGGGGUCAAUGACACAGCUGCUACGUAGCCUCAACCACAGGUGUCCAAAGAGAGACAUUCUGUAGGGAUUGACACUCAAAUAUGAGUGGACUCUCAUCUAAAGGCCAAAACAUAAUGCUGAAAAUGGGAUUUAGUGAUGCUUGGAGAUCAUUUGCUGUCAAAACCAAAUGAGCCACACGUCAUACAAAUACUAUGCAAGUACAAAACAUAAUGCAUCUAUGAAAUACUCAACAAUUCCAAUAUAGCAAGUCUUACAAGUCCAGAAAUACUGCAUAACUUUUGGCACAAAGUUUUCAGAGGUUUCACAGUUUUUCCUCAGGUUUCACCCUCUACAACAAUGAGUGUCACCAGUCAGUUUAAAAUGCUCUUAUGCUGAUUUCUGCCAAGUACACAGAAGAACAAAAGAGUAAGCAUUUAAAAGAUAAGAUUACGUAGGAUUAUGCAGUUAACCGCAAACAAUCAUGAAACUGGUCAACUUAAGUAGUUGUCAUUUGCUACCUGAAGGCCAACUUUCUGUCUCCAUCUCUCCAUUGUCUGAUUGAUUUGCCAGUACCACAUAACCACUGAGAAACCAUCAGCAUGUUUUAUUCCUUUAUCAUGGCUUGGUUCCAUCUCCCUGUGUUUGGUUUAUUCUCUGUCUGCUCAUCCCUGACCUGUGUGCCCUGAAAACAGACUGAUAAUGAAAGAGUUUUAUUAGUUGUUAUUAAUAAUAAUAUUUUAAUCGUUCUGGUCUUGGGCCACACUGAGCGAUGCAGCAGCAUUACCUUUGCACAAUGGUUUCAGAAGAGAACUUGUGCUGGUCGAGCAUGUGAGCACGAGGAAGUGAGUCAUGGAAUUAAAAUUACAGAAAAUGACCCAUGUAGACACAUGUUUGUCCAAACCUUCCAUUUUUUUUUUGGUGGAUUUGCACAUCUUGUAUGUGGGUCUUUGACACAGGUAGAGGAUGGAAGUAGGAUGUCAGAAUAAGGGUAAAUGGCAGAGUACAUCCAGACUACAAGUUCUGCACAUCAGGGCUUUAAAUGGACCCAGAGCCCCGCCCAGUGGUGUGGAGGGUGAAUUACUCCUGAAUAUCUUCAUGAACAUGAAUCGGCAUUAACACAGUGGGAAAACUUCUGUACUCAGAGAUUGUGCCAAAAGUCUCUGGAAUUUUUUUUAAAUGUAUUUAUUUUUUAAACUACUAAGAUGUUUUUUUUUUGUUUGUUUUUGAACCAUCAUGUUUGUUUUGUGUUUGUUGAUGAGUGUGUUUUGUAUCUACUAAACUGUUUCUGAGUGAAUUGCAGAGUAUUUGUAAAACGUGAACUUGUUUGUUUGGUUUUGGAAGGAAUUUGCUCCGUUUUUUUUUUUUUUUUUUUUUUUUAAUCUUCCUCAUAGGUAUGGAAAAUAUUAUGAAUGACUUCUUUCUUCUCUUAUUUUCAAAUUUGCUUCUGAAGUUAGUUUAACCAAAGUGUUACUGUGUCACCAAAGUUUACAGACCCAGUAACUUUCAGAUUGUCUUAAUUUUCUCUUGUUUUUUAAGAUGAGUGAAUGUGGUUUGUUGUUGGCUCAUUUGUUAAAGUAUUUAUUUUGGUUAAAGGCUUGGCCUGUAGAGCUUUGACCUAAUACACAAUAUGUGCCUUUUAAAGUGGAAUACCACUGCCAGUCCACACCGUGGUGCUGCAUCUGCUGUUUUCAACACAUUCAGCUACAAUCCAGAACAAAUGUUCAUAUAAAGGUGCUGCCUCUAUUAUUUUUCUUACAAUGUGGAAAUGAAUACUACAACAAAUUCUCCCAUCCUGUUGUCAGAUAAAGUUUGUGUGGUCAUGAGUUCACAUGUGUGAAGGUUAGUUCAGCACAGAGAUGAAAUGUACCAACGUAUCUGACAUAAACUGCAAAAUAGAACAUGUGGGGAGACUUGUGUGUGUCUGUUAUCCUGGGCUCCACCUUCUGUGAAAAACUGACCUAAAAUCCUUCAAAGCUUCAUUUUACAGCUGAGAAUAACACAGGAGCAAAGUUACACAUUUGUGAACAUGAACUAGACUGAAGCUGAUCCUGGGUUCCUCUGUGCAAACCUGUCAUAUAUGGACAGAUUUGAUGACAAAUACAGUUCAUGUGACUGGACCUUUGACUUAUUAAAGGUACAACAUAGAACAUAUGUGCAGAAA